Molecule: messenger RNA, 1182 nt
Organism: Seminavis robusta
Lineage: Eukaryota; Bacillariophyta; Bacillariophyceae; Naviculales; Naviculaceae
Source: the annotation of a GenBank genome assembly
AUGCCUGGCAAAAGAUCUGAUCACAACAGCACAAGGCCUACCGGAACUACCGGAACAUCCAGACCCAAGCAACCAAGACCUGGAAACAACAGCAGACCCAAGAGCCAUUCACCCAAAAGAUCUCCAAGAAAUACUUGUCCACAGCAACCUCAAGACCAAGAAAAUUUCACUGACAAUGACAAUGAACCAUCUAGUUCAGCAGAAGAACCUGACAUGGAAAAUGAGGAUUGGAAUGUGAAACCCACCAAAUUGCUGUCCCCUCCUUCGCGCGGAGAUGAUCCCAAUCAGACCAACAACAAAAACAGCACUACAGAUGACCACAUUUGCAACAAUCGUCGUGGCAGACCCAUUCAGUAUCUAGAAGAGGAAGAAUCCUGGUCUCUUCAUCAUCAGAAUCUAGCAGAACAAGACCACGAAAAAGACAACACUACAGGUAUGAAGGGGGUCUUUAAGAAUACCCUGGGAAAGGUGAAUCCCAAAAACCUAAACAACAUUGGCAUGGCAGUGGUUGUCCAACCCACCAAAAAUCUGGUCAACAUGACUACCAAAAACCUAAAACAGAUGGUACCGGUCUUGUCCAAGUCCAAAGAACAGCAACACACCACCGAACCAACAGACGACAAUGCACAACCAGAGCAAGAGGAGGAGGAAAUCACUCCAGAAACACCCACCAAUGACGACGAUCAGCAGGACAAAGAUGAUUACCGAGACAACGUUGCCACGCGACGACGUCGCCGCAAACAAGAGCCCAAUGGCAAUGACGACGAUGAUCCCGACGGCGACCACGAUCGAGAACGUCGUCGAGCCGCCGCGGCGGCGCGGACACGAGAACGACGGAAUCAGCAGGGCACCUUGCGAACGGCCAGCAAAGCAGCAGCGGCCGAAGCAGCGGCGCGAGCUAGAAUGCGAGCCCGUAAAAGAUUUGUGCCGCACGACGACGAACAAAACAACAAUCAAGAAACCCGGGCACGACGCUUGGCAGUGGUACGAUCCGUCAGUAAAGACGCGGCGGCGCUGGCGGCACAGAGGAUGCAACGCCGACGAAGAAAUCCGCACAAUGAUGGCCGCGAAACGAAACCACAACAACAACAAGACAGCAAUCAUGAAAGAUUGAAUCAUAAUACUGCAAAGAGUGGUUUCGAGAAGAAACGGAGCAAUCGAAAAUUGGUGGAAACGACAUGA